Molecule: messenger RNA, 1464 nt
Organism: Lodderomyces pseudojiufengensis
Lineage: Eukaryota; Fungi; Ascomycota; Pichiomycetes; Serinales; Debaryomycetaceae
Product: S8 family peptidase
Exons: 1
Coding region: 1-1464 (487 amino acids)
Biological process (GO): proteolysis
Molecular function (GO): serine-type endopeptidase activity
Source: RefSeq, a predicted model, not a curated record
AUGUUAUUAUUACCAUUAUUGUACUUUAUUUUUGGUACAACAGUCCUCUGUUAUAGAUUGAGACCCCCAUGCAAUUCAACAAUUACAAUUAAUACAACUCAUCCAGUUUGUCAUAAAUAUAAAAAUUCAACCAAAUGUAAUUUGGUUGCAAAAAAAUAUGAAAAAAGAGAUGAUAAAAUAGCAAAGAUUUAUACAACAAAAAAUGAUCAAAUUCCCUUUUCAUAUAUUGUUUAUGUCAAAAAUGAUACUUCAAAAGUUGAUUUUGAUUCUCAUCUUAAUUGGGUUGACUUUAGAAGUAAUAAAGAUUUAGGUAAAUUAAGAAACAUAAAAGAAAAAACAUCAUAUUUAAAAGCUUCGUCGGAAGAUAAAAUUGGUGUCACUGAUCACUUCAAAAUUGGUCAUGUAUUAGGAUAUACUGGAUACUUCUUAGAUACAACCAUUGAAGCAAUCAGAAAAAGUUCAAUUGUUGAUUUUAUUGAAAGAAAUUCAUUGUUGUCUGUUGAUACAAAAAAUGUUUCAGUUUCUUCACCAACUAUUCAAUAUAAUGCACCAUGGGGUUUGGCAAGAAUCUCACAUAGAGAACCAUUAUCAAUUGAUACAUUUGAUCAAUAUUUAUAUGAUAGUGAUGGUGGUAAAGGUGUUAUUUCAUAUGUUAUUGAUACUGGAAUUUAUAUAGAAAAUAUUCAAUUUUCAGGAAGAGCUAGAUGGGGUAUUACAAUUCCCAAAAAUACUAAAUCUGAAGAUGGACUGGGACAUGGCAUACAUGUAAGUGGUACAAUAGGUUCAGACUUAUAUGGUGUUGCUAAAAAUGUUGAAUUAGUAGCAGUUAAAGUUUUGAAUAGAUUUGGUGUUGGUUCUGUUGCAAACAUUAUUAAAGGUCUUGAAUAUGUGGUUAAUGAACAUAAAAAAUCAGUUGCAAAAAAUGAUCCAAAUUUUAAAGGUUCAACUGCAAAUUUAUCAUUAGGUGGUGGACUUUCAAAUGCAUUGAAUGCCGCAAUAGAUGCCGCAUCAGAUGAAGGUAUAUUUAUUGCAAAAGCAGCAGGAAAUAGUAAUGCUAAUGCAUGUAAUUCUUCACCAGCAAGUGCUAAAAAAGGAAUAUCAGUUGGUGCUUCAACAAUAGCAGAGGAUAUGGCAAGUUUUUCAAACUUUGGUAAAUGUGUUGAUAUUUUUGCUCCUGGUUUAAAUAUUUUAUCUACAUAUAUUGGUUCAAAUAAUGCUAGUGCAUAUUUAUCAGGAACUUCAAUGGCUGCUCCUCACAUUAAUGGAUUACAAGCUUAUUUCUUAUCAUUACAACCUGAAACAACAUCUGAAUUCAGUGGUGCUCCAGUUACUCCAGAUCAAUUGAAAAAAAGAAUUAUUGCAUUUGGAACUCAUGAUGCUUUAAAUUUGAUACCUAAAGAUACUCCAAAUGUCUUAGGAUAUAAUGGAGCUGGUAGAGAUUUAUCCAAUUUCUGGAAUCUUUAA